GCAAGAUACAUAUAUUUCUCUCUUUUGUAACUACCAACGAGUUGUUUCCGAACAUAACUCACUUACAGAUCUCUCUCUCUCUCUCUCUCGUUCUUGCAAGAUCGCAAUGUUAGAUCCUUCAGCUAAAACCUACAGUCACCACUUGUGUUUCCCAAGUAUUCCUAAUGAUCACUCAGACUCCGGCGUCUGUUCUCCUACUCUGUGGAGUACAAGUCCUCCUCGUCACCGUCCCCAAGAUUACUCAAGCCUUUCUCCGGAUUCAAAGGCUCAGGCUAUCGCUCGUGGCCAAAGAGAGCUUAUGGAGAUGGUUAGUAAGAUGCCCGAGUCGUGUUACGAGCUUUCCUUGAAGGAUCUUGUUGAAGUAAGGGGGAAAGAUGAGAAUGAGAGGAAGAUCUUCGAUGAGUUGCCUCUGAGAAGUAGUAAGGUUGUGAGGAAGACGAAGAGUGUUAAACGGGCUGAACCGAGUAGAAAUAGUAACAGUGGGUUUCUUCUGAAAAUGAUGUUUCCGUUUAGCUUUGGAUCUAAGAAGGAUACGAGUAAGAAGACGAAGAAGAAGAUGAAGGGGAAGGAUUCUGUUAAAGAUUCUCAGGUUUCACCGAGACCUUCGAUCUCUGAUGAGUCUGUGAAAACAGAGGAUAGAGAUUGGUGGAAUAGAUUGUCUGAUUCGAGAGGAAGUGAGAGCACAAAGAGGAGUGGUAGUAGCAAUAGUAACAGCAGUAACAUUAUAAGGGAUAAAAAAAGAAGCUGCUUGUUGUCUUUCCUCUGGAGUGUACGUUCACGAGCCUAAGCCAGCUUCUUGGCUUACUUUAAUAAAGCUUUCUUCGGAAUGGUUCCAAGAAUAGUGGAGAUGAGACCGGAGAGAAUGAAAACCUUUGAAUGUGCGACGAAGAUGACAACUUUUCUCCUAAAUUUUGCUUCUGUUUUUUGUAAGCAUAUGGAUCGUUUUGGAUACGAUAUUAAUUAUGUAAAUAGAGUUUAAUGUGCACUGAUUAGUCUCUCAAAUUAUGGAAUUUUGAAUCCUUAAUGUACUGCAUGUGUAGCUUAACUUUGUCUUUUUGGGUCUACCACUUAUUAUUAGCCUUCUUCCUUUAUGCACUAAAAGAUUAAAAC
Eruca vesicaria subsp. sativa (arugula) is the source of this 1110-nucleotide messenger RNA. Lineage: Eukaryota; Viridiplantae; Streptophyta; Magnoliopsida; Brassicales; Brassicaceae. The record is from the annotation of a GenBank genome assembly.